Nothoprocta perdicaria is the source of this 3211-nucleotide messenger RNA. RefSeq names its product solute carrier family 12 member 7 (gene SLC12A7). Bases 43 to 3171 code for a protein of 1042 amino acids. Gene Ontology annotation, molecular function: potassium:chloride symporter activity. Lineage: Eukaryota; Metazoa; Chordata; Aves; Tinamiformes; Tinamidae. Gene Ontology annotation, biological process: cell volume homeostasis; chemical synaptic transmission; potassium ion import across plasma membrane. Gene Ontology annotation, cellular component: membrane. The record is from RefSeq and is a predicted model, not a curated record. The transcript has 22 exons.
GGAGUUGCCAGGGAGAGCAGCCCUUUCAUCAACGAUGCCGAGAUGGACAGAGGGAACUUGUACGAAGGGAAGAACAUGGCUCUCUUUGAGGAAGAAAUGGAUAGCAAUCCCAUGGUAUCAUCUCUUCUUAAUAAACUGGCAAACUACACUAAUCUGACUCAAGGUGUGGUGGAACAUGAAGCAGAUGAAGACAGCAAACGAAAGGAAGUCAAGGUUCCACGUAUGGGCACGUUCAUUGGGGUCUACCUGCCCUGCCUGCAGAACAUCCUGGGUGUCAUCCUCUUCCUGCGCCUGACGUGGAUCGUGGGCACGGCCGGAGUCCUCGAGUCGUUCAUCAUUGUGUUCAUGUGCUGUGCUUGUACUAUGCUAACCGCAAUUUCYAUGAGUGCGAUAGCAACAAAUGGGGUAGUUCCAGCUGGAGGCUCUUACUACAUGAUCUCAAGAUCUUUAGGACCAGAGUUUGGUGGAGCAGUGGGACUUUGUUUCUACUUGGGUACGACCUUUGCAGGCGCAAUGUACAUUCUCGGCACCAUCGAGAUUCUCUUGACGUACAUCUCGCCCAGUGCUGCUAUAUUUAAAGACGAAGAGGAYGGCGAGGAGACGGCGGCCAUGCUGAACAACAUGAGAGUUUAUGGCACGUGCAUCAUCGCCCUGAUGGCCAUCGUGGUCUUUGUGGGAGUCAAGUACGUCAACAAACUCGCCCUGGUCUUCCUUGCCUGCGUCAUUCUCUCCAUCAUUGCCAUAUAUGCAGGAGUUAUUAAGACUGCUUUUGACCCGCCUGACUUUCCUAUCUGUCUUCUCGGGAACCGGACGCUGUCCAAACGCAACUUUGAUGUCUGUGCCAAAUUUAUUGAGAGCAAUAAUGAAACAAGGACCACGAAGCUGUGGCGUCUCUUCUGCGAUGGCCCUUUGCUCAAUGCCACGUGUGAUGACUACUUUGCUCUCAACAACGUGACAGAAAUUCAAGGGAUUCCCGGGGUAACGAGUGGAGUUCUCCUUGAUAAUUUGUGGAGUGCCUAUUCAGAAAAAGGAUCAAUAGUUGAGAAAAAAGGUCAGCCAUCAGUUUCUGGAACAGAAGACAACAAAGCUAGUGGACUCCCAUAUGUUUUUACAGACAUCAUGACCUACUUCACAAUGCUGGUGGGGAUUUAUUUCCCAUCUGUGACAGGUAUAAUGGCAGGUUCAAACAGAUCUGGAGAUCUUAAGGAUGCUCAGAAAUCUAUUCCUACUGGAACUAUUUUGGCUAUUGCAACUACAUCUUUUAUUUAUCUCUCCUGCAUAGUCCUGUUUGGUGCCUGUAUAGAAGGUGUGAUAUUAAGAGACAAGUUUGGAGAAGCAGUUAAUGGAAACCUGGUGGUCGGUACGCUGGCCUGGCCUUCUCCGUGGGUCAUUGUGAUUGGCUCCUUCUUCUCCACGUGUGGUGCUGGUCUUCAGAGCCUCACUGGUGCUCCCCGCCUCUUGCAGGCCAUCGCGAGGGACGGCAUCGUCCCGUUUAUUCAAGUAUUUGGUCAUGGAAAAGCAAAUGGAGAGCCAACAUGGGCCCUACUCCUCACUGCUGGUAUCUGUGAGAUAGGAAUUCUGAUAGCCUCCUUGGACAGUGUAGCACCAAUUCUGUCAAUGUUUUUCCUUAUGUGCUAUAUGUUUGUAAAUCUGGCUUGUGCAGUGCAGACGCUCUUACGGACUCCCAACUGGAGACCUCGUUUCAAGUAUUACCACUGGACCCUUUCAUUCCUGGGGAUGAGUUUAUGUCUUGCCUUGAUGUUCAUUUGCUCUUGGUACUAUGCUUUGGUUGCCAUGCUAAUCGCAGGAUGUAUUUACAAAUACAUAGAAUAUAGAGGAGCGGAAAAGGAGUGGGGCGAUGGGAUCCGAGGCCUGUCUCUGAAUGCAGCUCGCUACGCUUUGCUUCGCGUUGAGGACGGGCCUCCGCACACCAAGAACUGGAGGCCUCARGUCUUGGUCUUGUUAAAUCUGGAUUCCGAACAGUUAGUAAAACAUCCUAGAUUGCUUUCUUUCACCUCUCAGUUGAAGGCUGGUAAAGGGUUGACUAUAGUGGGAUCUGUUCUUCAGGGAAUCUACUUGGAUAAAUGUGUGGAAACCCAGAAAGCUGAAGAGAAUGUUAAAGCUUUAAUGGGAAUAGAAAAAACAAAAGGCUUUUGCCAGAUUGUGGUUUCUCCAAGUUGCAGAGAUGGCAUAUCCCAUUUGAUUCAAUCGGCUGGCCUAGGGGGGAUGAAGCACAACACAGUCCUCAUGGCGUGGCCACAGUCRUGGAAGCAGACAGAAAACUAUUUCUCUUGGAAGAAUUUUGUUGACACUGUACGAGAAACAACAGCAGCUCAGCAAGCUCUGCUGGUUGCUAAAAACAUYGACUUGUUUCCAACAAACCACGAACGUUUCACGGAUGGGAACAUCGACGUGUGGUGGAUUGUUCACGACGGGGGCAUGCUGAUGUUGCUGCCUUUUCUUCUUCGACAGCACAAGGUUUGGAGGAAAUGCAAAAUGCGCAUAUUCACCGUCGCUCAAAUGGAUGAUAACAGCAUUCAAAUGAAGAAGGAUCUACAGAUGUUCUUGUAUCACCUUCGCCUGAAUGCUGAAGUGGAAGUUGUUGAAAUGUUUGAAAAUGAUAUUUCUGCAUUCACGUAUGAGAAGACACUUGUGAUGGAGCAGCGAUCUCAGAUGUUAAAACAGAUGCAACUAUCAAAGAAUGAAAGGGAAAGAGAGGCUCAGUUAAUCCACGACAGAAACACCGCGUCCCACUCGGCUCCCACCGUGAAAGCCAACGUGGCUGCUGCGGCCCCGGAAAAAGUGCAAAUGACCUGGACUAAAGAAAAGUUUGUAGCUGAAAAACAUAAAAACAAAGAAACAAAUCUGUCUGGUUUUAAAGAUAUUUUCAACAUGAAACCGAAUCAGUCAAAUGUGAGAAGAAUGCACACUGCUGUGAAGCUCAAUGGAGUCGUCCUUAAUAAAUCACAGCACGCACAGCUAGUUCUCCUGAAUAUGCCUGGACCUCCUAAAAACAGAAAAGGAGAUGAAAACUGUAUCCUUUACUAUAUUGCUCUGUAUUUAUUGACACUGGGAGUCUUGUUUGAUGAUUGUGCCAUUGAUAGGGUUAUGUUGGUUUGGGAAAACAACCUUUACUUACAGCAAUAUGGUUUUCACGUGUGUGAUUUUUAGUUCAGUUGAUGUAGGAUAAUCUUCUGUUUUGAACUCUUCU